Messenger RNA from Penicillium malachiteum, 1413 nucleotides. RefSeq names its product HoxN/HupN/NixA family nickel/cobalt transporter. Gene Ontology annotation, molecular function: nickel cation transmembrane transporter activity. Lineage: Eukaryota; Fungi; Ascomycota; Eurotiomycetes; Eurotiales; Aspergillaceae. The record is from RefSeq and is a predicted model, not a curated record. Gene Ontology annotation, cellular component: plasma membrane. The coding region runs from base 1 to 1413 and encodes 470 amino acids. The transcript has 7 exons. Gene Ontology annotation, biological process: nickel cation transmembrane transport.
AUGACAUCUUCAACCGUGGAUGUUUCGGCGGAGGAACGAAGCAUAGAUAGUAACACAAACUGGGGGCUGAAGCCUUUGUUGCGCCGUGCUGAGCGCUCUCAUGGCCGGAUGCCAGGUCUUCGGAAAAUACCUUUCCGUGCUCUGGCGAUUAUAAUAUUCAUCGCGUUUUUGAAUAUCUUUGUCUGGGUUGCGGCCGGAAUCGUGCUGCACUACCAUCCUUCGCUAGUUUCCACGGCAGCUCUUGCAUACUCUCUGGGAUUGAGACACGCCUUUGAUGCGGAUCAUAUUUCCGCAAUCGAUUUGAUGACCCGAAGGCUACUGGCAACAGGUCAAAAGCCUGUCACUGUUGGAACUUUCUUUUCUCUUGGGCAUUCCACAAUCGUCAUUAUCACAUCCAUUGUGGUCGCCGCCACUGCAGCUGCGGUGUCGUCCAAGUUUGACAGCUUUAGCACGAUCGGAGGUAUCAUCGGUAGUUCCGUUAGUGCGGCAUUUCUGAUUCUGCUUGGACUGAUGAAUGGUUACAUUCUCUUCAAGUUAAUCCGACAGAUCAAGAAAGUCUAUCGUUUACAACCAGGAGAGGAGGACGAAGCUUGGAAGAUCGAAGGAGGUGGUCCUUUGUUCUCCAUCUUGAAGAAGAUGUUCAAAUUGAUUGACCGUCCAUGGAAAAUGUAUCCUCUUGGGGUUCUGUUCGGACUUGGAUUUGACACGUCAUCCGAGAUUGCGUUACUCGGAAUAUCAUCGAUCGAGGCUGCCAAUGGAACUUCCUUCUGGGUCAUUUUAAUCUUCCCUGCCUUGUUUACUGCCGGAAUGUGUCUGUUAGAUACUAUCGAUGGAGCUCUCAUGUUCUCGCUUUACAUCCAGCCUGCAACAAACUUCCUCACUUCUAAGAAUGGCACUGAAGUCUCUGAGGCAGUAUCUGAUGUUGAUGACGAUGAACUUCCUCAGUCGAGAGACAAUCACAGGGACCCUAUAGCGUUCCUGUACUACUCGAUCGUCCUCACCGUCUUGACCGUUAUCGUUGCGCUCGUGAUUGGAGUUAUUCAGCUCUUGACUAUGAUACUAAACAUCACCGAUGCUACAGGCAAGUUCUGGGACGGUGUCCAAAUUGCUGGCGAUUAUUAUGAUGCUAUCGGUGGUGGUAUCUGCGGACUGUUCAUCGUUUUUGGUGGACUGAGCGUAUUGGUAUAUAAGCCAUGGAGAAGAUGGAUGGAUCGACGUCAUGGACGCACCGUUGAAGUUGUGAAUGAAGAUGAGCGGUAUCAUGAUGAGACUCCCGAAGCGGCAGCGGACACUGACACCGUGACUGGGGGCGUUUUUGAGACUGCCGAGGACACUAUUCAUCCGGAUGAGCAGAGCAACACUGUUACUAAAGGGGCAAUCUCUCGUGUGACGGCCACUGAAGAGACACAGUGA